AUGUUUUCGUACGCGCUAUCAACAGGUGCUAUCUACCUCGACACUCAAUCAAUCAAUCUAAAUUUGUUCACAGCGAGCACAUACUUUUAUCUUCCCAUCGACGAAGAGGAGGACGCCGACAUCGAAAACUAUCAGCGUAAAUACCUAACAUGGAUAGCAGAACCCUCAGGUUCAUCCAGUUCGACCCGGAAACCAAACAUAUCUUCAUCAACACCCUCAACCUGCUCAAAAGAUCGAACAGAUAUUCUAAACGCCGUUCUAUCCAGCCAUGACCUCUACGCCAUCCUUGGUGUCCCAAAAUCAGCUUCCCUAGAUAAAAUAUCUCUUCGUCGAGCAUAUCUUGCUCGGAGUAAAGAUUGUCAUCCAGACAAAUUCCCAAACAACCCCGACGCCACACACGCUUUCCAAAAAGUCGCAGUGGCAUAUGACAUCCUUAGCAAGCCGGCUUCAAAACGAUUAUACGACACCCGUUCACCUAAAUCCUCUUUCGACGUUUUCGCUGCCAGACCUACAAACUAUGCGGAAGAAACGUUUCGGGGUGUUGUUCUUGGAGUUUUUAAUGAUUUUCUCGAUGGCGACCUGGAGGUCAUAAGGACACUAUUACACACCGUCAAUAACAUGAACCCCUCAAUCAAGCUCGGAGAGGAUGGGAUUGACUCCGUUCUUGUAACCUUGCAAGCCAUCCGAUCCCGUGCUUUAACAUGCCGGACAUGCAUCUAUGUUCUCCAUGCAGAACUCAUUCGACUUUUGGAAGUUCAACACGCAUUCCGCCAGCUGUCCUACUUUGACAUCCUUGGCCGCUCACGGCUUACCAUUCAGCUCACACGCAUCACCCUCAGUCUACCCAUUGCCUUGGAACGGGCACUUCAGGAACAGAGUGCAUAUCAAGAACCUCUUGUUUCUAGUGAAGACCAGUCACAGCAAGAAAAACCCAUAUUUCCAAGGCGUGUCACACUUCUCAUACGCGGCGUCGACGUUGUAUUGGAAAGGAUGGAGAGGAUACUGAAGUAA
Messenger RNA from Laccaria bicolor S238N-H82, 1011 nucleotides. RefSeq lists its product as uncharacterized. Lineage: Eukaryota; Fungi; Basidiomycota; Agaricomycetes; Agaricales; Hydnangiaceae. Gene Ontology annotation, molecular function: Hsp70 protein binding. Gene Ontology annotation, biological process: cellular response to misfolded protein. Bases 1 to 1011 code for a protein of 336 amino acids. The transcript is spliced from 4 exons. The record is from RefSeq and is a predicted model, not a curated record. Gene Ontology annotation, cellular component: endoplasmic reticulum membrane.